CCUCCACCUGUCAUUGUCCAUGGGUACUGUAUUGGUACGGGCACAAUCAUCAGCUGGUCCAAGAUAGCCCCGACUCGCUUGCUUUUGUUUGUCCUACACGCAGAUCCAGAACAACAUACAUACAAGCCAGCCCUCGGCCUCUGCCCAUGUCUCCAGAUGGCAUCCAUUACUCCUUUCCCCUUUGUCCUUGGGCUCGUUCCCCCGGUCAUGGAUCUCCUUCCCAGUCACGUCACUCGCUAAGCACUGCAAGAUAUUCCUCCCCUCCCCUUCGUAUUUUCAUAUAUGGCAUGUACUAGACGUGGUGAACCCAUACUGUCCUUGAACUGCUGCAUGAAUCCCCUUUGUACGCCCAAGUCUUCGACAGGAUGUCUCGGUCGAGCUUCAGCAUACGGAGGCUCAUCUCACCUCGCCGCUCUCAGACGAUAGAUGAGCGCCGUCGUUCCGGAGACUCUGUUGGAAGCGAGGAUAUUUCACUGUUCAAGUCUCGAAGGAAACAACAAAAAUCAAAGUCUUGGGCGCCGGCCAGACGCCCAUCCAAUCCUAAGCCCAGAAGACCCUCGAGGGAGGAGACCCUCGUACGAAGGACACAAAGCAUCAAGAGGAUACCAGCAGAAAGCCCAUCUUGCCCACAGGGAUCACCACAUUCGUCGUCGAGUUCUUUGUGCAGUUGCGAGUGUCAUACAGACACCGCCUCGACCAACACCAGCUAUGGCACUCUUUGUUCCCGUCGACUCCAAGAGAGGCCCUCUCGAUCAACGGCCCCGAAACGUCUCGCGGAGCGUCGACACCUCUGCAUCUCUCCUCUAUCACCACCUCCUAGCAGAAAGCCCAGACCGAUGUCGACAGAAGCGGACAUCAAGGCUCAAGAAGCUGGCGACAUAGAACUAUCAGAACAUCCCGCACUAAGAGAGACCAUGACCCCUCCACCUACCCCAGAAGACGACGGUUUGGACCGCUGGUCCCUCAACGUUCAGGAGCUCAUCCGAGAAACCGACGAAGCCUUCAAGGCCGUAGGAACAGCCAUCGAAGAGGCGAAGAUGGCCGUGUCGACUUUUCCGUCACAUAUCAAGACCGGGUCCGCGUCUUCGUCACCAACACCCCCUCCUAACAUGGCGAAGCCCGACUCACCAAGCCUUCCACUCUUGAGGCUACAAUCUCGAAACAGCACACCAGCGCUGCCACCUCCAUCAUCGAGCACUUCGGUAUCAUCUGCCUCAAAGCCCAGAAGAAAAAAGUCAAAGAAGUCCAAACGGGUCAAGAUGAGAUGCAAGAAGUCUGCCCGGUGGCAACUGGGAGAGGAUGUAGCCGACAUCCUCACCGGACAAUUCUUCCGUAAAGUAGAAGUCGAUGAGCUUCUUACACCAGACCGCCUCCAUGCGCUACGAAUGGAGAGGGAGUCUCAAGGACAACCGCGCCGAUCAAGCGAUACUCUAAGGACUGUUAGCACCGAUGGAAGCGAGACGCCGGUUGAGCCUUUUCACCUCCAAGACCUCCUUUCUCGGAUUGGAGCAGCCGGGGCAAAGACCUCCGUGACACCUUCUGAAGCCAUGACUCCACCCGAGCUUCUCGACCCAAGUAUACUACGAGACUUGCCCUUUAGAGAAAAGUCGCCGCGGAGGAAGAAGCCUGUUACCAAGGAUGAGUACGAGGCGGAGGAUCCGACGCAAGUCGUUCCUCCUCCACCAGCAAAGAACCCGGCAAGGUUUCUGCCUAGACCGCAGGCGCCGCUGUUACCAACGAUUCCCGAAGUCGUCGUCACCACACCCGACGUGGGAGGACAUUCGACAAAGCACAGCAACAGGACUCCACGAACUUUCGCGCCCGUGGAUGAAGACGACUUUAUCUUUUUCCAAUCAACGCCGUUCACCUUCAAUCACUCUGCGUUCAAACAUGGCAACAUACGCUUUCCCAAGUCAGAAGUGGUCAAGGGGCUGAAAAUCGACCCCGAUGACACGCUAGACUGGACGGCCUUUCAGAUGGCCAUCCUCGGUGGCGCGGGCGACCUCUUCUCAGAUCCCGCGGACUUUUCACAGAGGACAGAGGCCGAAGAGACCGCCGACCUGGCAGCGUGGUUCGACGACUUCGGCUUCGACAGCCACGGCCGCCUGCUCACCAGCGACGCCGAUGAGUCGACGAGCCGGCUGCAGCUUAGGUCCCGCGCGUCUACUCUAGAUUGCUCGCCAAGGUCCUUUGGCAGAGUCGCGCCACGGGACAGCGACCUGCCCAUCCCCGUGAAGGCCGAGCACCCCACUGGGUUCUGGAACGAAGGCAACGUCAACGUGUCCAAGUUUUUGACACAAGGGUGCAACAUUCGACGGUGGACGAUGGAGGGGCAGCAGCAGCACCCAAAGCGGCAGAACCGCGAGAGCAUCGGGAGCCUGCCGCCUAGUCCGAUGAUGGAUCUAGUCAUGAUGAGGGGCUCUGAUGGGGAGCCCGAGGUGGUGCCUAUGGGGUAUAAUCUGGGACACGACCUCGGGGACUUCCUGCGAUGGGAGGCGGAGAAUGUCUAUGCUACGGGCGUUUACUGAGCGGUAUUGGCUCGCGUGGAUUUAUGAUUAAAAUAAAAAUUGAAUAACUACCUAGGUAUCUAGUAUUGUAAUGUUACAAUCAACUCAGAUGGCGCGUCAAC
Colletotrichum phormii is the source of this 2629-nucleotide messenger RNA. RefSeq lists its product as uncharacterized. Bases 366 to 2528 code for a protein of 720 amino acids. Lineage: Eukaryota; Fungi; Ascomycota; Sordariomycetes; Glomerellales; Glomerellaceae. The transcript is spliced from 2 exons. The record is from RefSeq and is a predicted model, not a curated record.